CAUCCCAAGGAGCAUUCCCAUUGGAGAUAUUUAGACCAAGCAUCCCUCUCUCCUUUCUCUUUCCACUCUCCCACCUGCUACUCUCUUGGCCUUUCGCUCUUUGCGCUGUUUCCCAGCUUGCUUUUCCCUUUUAUCUUUUCUCUCACUUUCUACAUUUUCAUCUGAAACUUGCCCUUCAUGUCGACUUGCUUUGAUUCUUGUUGAGGAACCCGAAAAGCUUUAAUGGAAUCUUAAGUAACUUUGUUCUUCGUUUUCUUCUUUGUUCUUAUUUUUAGCAAAAGAAAAGCAGAACUUUCAUUCGUUGCGGGUGGAAGCCAGAAUAUGUCGAAGACUGGUGCAUUGGAUCUCGCCUCGGGUCUCGGUGGCAAGAUUGAAAAAACCGAUGUCCUUUCUGCUGUCGAAAAGUAUGAGAAAUAUCAUUUCUUUUAUGGUGGUGAGGAGGAAGAAAGAAAAGCCAACUACACUGACAUGGUUAACAAGUACUAUGAUCUGGUUACCAGCUUUUAUGAGUUUGGAUGGGGGGAAUCUUUCCAUUUUGCGCCUAGAUGGAAUGGGGAGUCUCUUCGCGAGAGCAUAAAGCGGCAUGAGCAUUUUCUUGCUUUACAACUUGGCUUGAAGCCUGGACACAAGGUGUUGGAUGUUGGAUGUGGAAUUGGUGGACCACUGAGAGAAAUUGCUCGAUUCAGCUCCACAUCAGUUACAGGGUUGAACAACAAUGAAUAUCAAAUAGAAAGAGGGAAGGAAUUAAAUCGCAUUGCUGGAGUGGACAAGACUUGCAACUUUGUGAAGGCCGACUUUAUGGAGAUGCCAUUUCCUGACAGCAGCUUUGAUGCAGUUUAUGCAAUUCAAGCUACCUGCCAUGCACCGGAUGCACACGGAUGCUACAAGGAGAUUUUCAGAGUAUUGAAGCCUGGUCAGUAUUUUGCUGCUUCUGAGUGGUGCAUGACCGAUUCUUUUGAUCCCAAUAACCAGGAACACCAGAAAAUUAAGGCAGAAAUUGAGAUCGGCGAUGGUCUUUCAGACAUCAGGUUGACCAGACAGUGCCUGGAAGCUCUAAAACGGGCUGGUUUUGAGGUCAUAUGGGAGAAAGAUGUUGCCGUUGACUCCCCCGUCCCUUGGUACUUGCCUGUAGAUAAAAACCACUUCUCAUUGAGUAGCUUCCGUGCAACGGCUAUUGGACGCUUCAUCACUAGGAAUAUGGUCAAGGCUCUAGAAUUUGUGGGAUUUGCUCCAAGGGGAAGUCAAAGGGUUCAAGAUUUUCUGGAAAAGGCUGCAGAUGGGUUGGUUGAAGGUGGCAGGAAAGAGAUCUUUACGCCUACGUAUUUCUUCUUGGCCCGAAAACCACUUUCAGAGAACCAGAGCCAGUCAUUCGAUGAUGCAGGAACUAAUUAGCCUAUCUGAAUGACUGGAAACUGCAUUUGGAAUGGAAAAACAACCCCCCCCCCCCCCCCCCCCCCUUGUCUUUGCCUUAUGGCUCGCGCUCUUUUAACUGCUUUAAGUCAUUCUAAACUCAAAUAAAAUCUAUGUCAUGUAAGAAUAUAUGUAUACACAUUUUCAUUUUAUGCAAUAAAAACUACUUUAUAUUA
Messenger RNA from Theobroma cacao (cacao), 1586 nucleotides. RefSeq names its product cycloartenol-C-24-methyltransferase-like. Gene Ontology annotation, cellular component: endoplasmic reticulum. Gene Ontology annotation, biological process: sterol biosynthetic process. Lineage: Eukaryota; Viridiplantae; Streptophyta; Magnoliopsida; Malvales; Malvaceae. The record is from RefSeq and is a predicted model, not a curated record. Gene Ontology annotation, molecular function: sterol 24-C-methyltransferase activity.